This is a messenger RNA of Vigna umbellata (rice bean), 1021 nucleotides long. NCBI's taxonomy places the organism in Eukaryota, Viridiplantae, Streptophyta, Magnoliopsida, Fabales, Fabaceae. The record is from RefSeq and is a predicted model, not a curated record.
CAUAAGUCUGAUUUGGAUUGUGCACAACAUCCGUAAUUUGAACCGUGCGAUAAAGUACUAACAUAGUUCUAUCUUUCUAAUAAAAAUGUCUCCUUCCCCUUGUACAGAUAAUGUCCAGAAAACAAGAGGUCCAAAAUACUGGAAGCCUGCGCAACUAAAAUUCUGGUCCUGAAGAGCCCCCUUUCUCCCUUGGUUCCCUUGAUUGUUUUCCAACCCAUACAAUGCAAACACAUGCUUCCACUGUCAUGAAAAGAUGAUUGCCCUCAAAUUCAUUCAUCCUUCCACUCCUACCAAUAUCAAGUAUAAUAUCCACAGCAGCAGAAUCCUCAACACAAAAGGUUAUACUAUAUGUCUCUGCAAGUCCAAUGAAUCUGAUUCUCAAGCUCCCCAACCAGGAGAUAUACGUAAACAAGAACUGCUAGCACAAAUUGCCAUUCUUCAAACUCAAAAAGUCCGACUCACAAAUUAUCUAGACGAUAGAUCUGCAUAUUUAGCCAAAUUUGGUGAAGAAGCCAAGGCUGAGUUUGACAAGAUUGGAGAAGAUGCCCUCCAAGAAUUAGAUGAAGCUAGUGCCAGAAUAACAGCAAACAUAGAGAGCCAGAAGGUAGAGUUUGAGGAAUCUGCAGAACUCUUCAGACAAGAGAUUAAGGAGCGCGAAAAGGAACUGCAUGAAUUUGAAGUUCAAAUGGAGGAUGGAAGAAACGAAGGGCUAUUCUUUAAGAACCUUAGAAAGAAAGCACCUGUUGACAUAGCAAAAGCUAAAGAGGAGGCGGAAAAAAUAAAAAAUGUAACCAGAGAAAAAGCUGGUAGCAGAACAAGAAAAGGCAUUUACCUCUUCUUUAUUGGCCUUCUUACCUUUGCAAUAGUUGAUUCUAUUGCCUCACCAUCAACUGAUUGGAGGAAGGAAGCAGUUCUUGGAGCUAUUGUUCUGGCUUUAGUUUCUCAGCUCAUCUAUGAACAGUCGAUGUCAUCAGAAACUGGAAAAAUAAGAAAGGCCAAUACUGAAGAGAAAAAGAACUGA